UUAGCACUUAUAGAUGGGCUACCUCUAUGAAACAUUGUCUGAUGUCUUGCAGAUAGUGUGACUCACCUGCUCAUGUGGCUCACUACAGACUGGUUUGCUGCAUAGAUAAAGCAUACUCCACACAGGCUGUAUGCCCCCAGGUUAAUUACCAGAAAUUGCUUUCAAUGAGCAAGACAGCUAAAUAAAACUAGGUCAUACACAAGUAAAAGCUUUCUAGGAGUGUUCCCAGACUUCAAAGAGUAUUUAUUAAUAGUUUAUACUUUGAAAAAUGCACCAGUCAUCAAAAUAUCUGAGAAUUAAAAUGUAUUAAUUAUAUGGUAGAAAAUGCUUCUGCCUGUUUUGCAGAACAAUGUAAUUAGAACACACUAAAAACAGAAACAAAAAAAAACCCCAAAUCAAGCAAUAAAACCACACAACAUAAACAAAAAAAAACCAUCCCCACACUUGGAAACAUCUUUAUCUGUCCAACAAAUACCAACAUACCAAUUUUAAUAUUCUCUCUGGUAUUCUUUUAAUUCAAAAAAUUAAGAGGCUCUGUGUUUUAUUUAUGGGUGUUACCUGUGAAUAAUUGCUUGCUAAAUAAGAUCACAGAGUGCUUACAUACCUGAAUGCUUUCACAGCAAUAAUUCUUUCUCAGUGUAAUAAUUGUUUUUUAAAAGAAAAGGAAUGAUUGUGGGCUUCCUCCUGAUCCUUUCUGAUCCCACUUUGGUCUAAGCAAAUGGAACAUCUGGCUUUUUAAACAGAAGUUGCACAGGAAAUGGUGGUGGGAACCUGACCAAUUUAGUUGUCCAUUGAAUUUAUCAAUGUUGAGAUUAAGCCCUUUAAUUUACUAGCUCCUUUAUUUAAAUAUAAAAGUAAAACUGAACUAUAUCUCCUACUAACAUUUACUUUCUUUCUGUUUCUUCUUCAAUGUUAUUUUUCUGUGUGUGGAUGCUUUUGGCAAAUAAGGCACCUCUGCCACCUCCUAGAAAAGAAAGCUUUCGGAAAGCAAGAGUAACUAAUCACGAGAACGAAAUUAAUCUCCAGGCAGUAACUGCUGGUCCAGCUAAACACCACCUCACAGAUACUGCCUAUUACACUAGCGAGACGUUUGUUCAGGAGACAAUGUCUUCUCAAAUAUCUAACACAAGUGUGUCCUAUGCACAAAAAAUCAUUAAACCACUGACCUCAAUCUCCAGUGCAGACACAAGCACAGUAGCUGGCAUUAGUACUACUCUCCAUCAAGGCCAAAGGCAACAGUCUCAAAAACGUAAGAUAUCUACCCUGAAAUUAACCCGGACACGUGACCCAGCAAGUAGCAUUCCUUGUAAUUCACAGCAACAGCUCAAGCCUGUUGAAGAGCCAUUAUUUUCACAAAGGCCUAUCUCACCUGCCUGUAACCCCAUGCCUGAGAUACACACAGCAUCUCUUUCCGUUCAGAUAGUUCCCACCCCUGACAAUAAAGCAGAGCCUGAAAUCCAAGACCAUCCACCUAGUAUUUCUCCAGACACUUCAAAGAUGUCUUCAAAGGAUUUGGGACAAAAGUCUACAGUUCUUCCUUCUUCACAGGCUCCAGAAUGCCAUGUGCUUGGAAACCAGAAAGUAACUUCCCCUGUGAUGGAGGUAAAUGCUUCACAGACACACAGACAAACAGCAACAGAAGCUUCUCCACUGCCUCUUCCUUCUCCUGUGGUACCAGUUAACAGAGCCUCUUUCUCACCAGACAGCGGCACCCACCUAGUUCCAUACUCUUUGCCAACGCUUGAUGAUUUUUUGCCUUCACGCUUUUACAAAACCCCUGCCCUGUCCCAGUGCCCAUGCCAAUGCCCGUUGGUAGCUCCUGCCAGUGUUGCCCAGAGGAGCGAAGCAGCCUCUGUGAGCACAGACUCUGCCAUGAGCGAGUGCUCCUCCCGCACAGUGAGCGAGUGCUCCACAGCCAUUCUAGAUGAGCUGCAGACCUGUAGCUAUGAUACUACUGACUGCUCUGAAACACCUUCCCCAACCCUGAGCCAGAUGUCUGCUGUGUCAGAUGGCACCACCUUAACCAACACUGCUGCCACUUCUCAUGCUCAGAUCACAGUGAAUGGGAAUUCUGGCACUGCUGCCAGCCCAGUGAGUCACUUCCAAAGGCCUUUUUCCCCUUCUUCAGCUUACCCUCCACCAGCUUCACUCAAUUCCAACAUUGUUAUCAUGCAGCAUGGCAGGAUGAUGGAGUCUACAGAGACAUACUCACAGCAUGUUCAGAAUGUUGGCAGCACCACCACCACCAGUACAAUACCAAUCUGUAGAUCCUCAGAAGAAGAAAAAAAAAUUACAGUAAUUAAAGCUCCACAUUAUGCAGGGAUUGGCCCGGUAGAUGAAUCUGGAAUCCCUACAGCAAUUAGAACGACAGUUGACAGGCCAAAGGAUUGGUACAAGACAAUGUUCAAGCAAAUCCACAUGGUUCAUAAGCCUGAUGACGACACAGACUUGUAUAAUACUGCAUAUGCAUACAAUACUGGUAGCUACAGUCCAUCCUUCUCUGCUCAGGCACACCCAGCUGCAAAGACACAGACGUACAGACCACUGUCCAAAAGUGCUUCUGACAGUAGCUCCGAUGCCUUUAAGGUCUCAUCCCCUUUGCCACCCCAUGUGCCACCACCAGUACCACCACAUCGUAUGAGGCAACGGUCUACACCAGAAAAGAAUGACUGGGAUCCUCCUGACAGAAAGGUAGAUACUCGCAAGUUCCGUUCUGAACCAAGAAGUAUUUUUGAAUAUGAGCCGGGAAAGUCAUCAAUUCUUGAACAUGAAAGACCGGCUUCCUUAUAUCAUCACUAUUCAACAGACAGAGGCCUGGACAGGCCCUCCAGUUCUGCAAGUACUGCGAGUGACUACAGAAAGCGAAGGAAGUCAGAGCCUGCUGUAAGUCACCAGAGGGCACACAGUGAUCAGAACGCCAACAGACCUAACCUGGGCCAUACAGACACACAGGGCUCAUCUUCCACCCUUAGGAAGCCUUUAACUAGCUCAUCUCCUUCUUCUCCAUCAAGAGCAAAAGGUGGGGAUAUUAGCAAAGUAUAUCCAUCCCUUUUAAGUUACUCAGUGCACAACCAGAACACCUCAAAUGAAUUAGAUUACUGUAGCACUUACAGACAACAUUUAGCUGUUCCAAAUGAUUCAAGAAGGGCAGCCAGCUACAAGAAUGGCUGGCAAAUGACUCGCCAAAAUGCAGAAAUCUGGAGUAGCACAGAGGAAGCUGCUUCUCCGAAGAGGAAAUCUCGUAGCUGUGAUGACCUGUUAACAGAUGAUCACAACAGCUAUCCCGAUGCACAGGCCAAGGCUGAAAGCAUGGGCUCUCUGUUAUGUGAGGAGGACUCCAAAGAAAUUUGCUCAAUGAACUGGAACUCCCCAUACGUUGAGCGCCGUGGUAGUGGUAGGUCAAGAGUUCGUCACAGAUCUGCACAUGAUGCUCCAGGUUUCCUGAAGAUGUACAAAAAGAUGCACCGCAUCAAUCGCAAGGACUUGAUGAAUUCUGAGGUGAUUUGUUCUGUCAAGUCCAGAAUACUGCAAUAUGAAAAAGAACAGCACAAAGGGAUUCUUCAAGGCUGGAGAGAGUCUUCUACUGAGGAGGUGCCCAGAGACAUGGUGCCAACCAGAAUAUCUGAAUUUGAAAAGUUAAUUCAGAAGUCAAAAUCAAUGCCGAACCUUGGUGAUGACAUGUUGUCAACUGUUUCAUUAGAGCCUCCUAAAAAUGGCUUGUGUCCAAAGAGGCGAUUUUCUAUUGAAUCACUGCUGGAAGAAGAAACUCCAGUCAGACAUCCCACUCAGGUACAACGGAGCUACAAGUCUAAAACCCUGGUGCCAAUACACAUUGAAGUGACCAGUGAUGAGCCACAACGAUCACAUAUAGAUUUUUCAGACAGCGAUCAAGACGGGGUGGUUUCUGAUCUCAGUGACUUUAUCCAGAUAGAGGGUUCAUCCUUUUGUAGUGAAAGUGACUUUGAUCAUUUUUCCUUCACUUCAUCUGAAAGCUUUUAUGGAUCAGGCCAUCACCACCACCACCAUCACCACCACCAUAGGCAUCUCAUUAGCUCCUGCAAAGGGCGAUGCCCAGCAUCCUAUACCCGCUUCACCACCAUGCUAAAACAUGAAAGGGCUAAGCAAGAAACCACUGAAGAUCCAAGGAGACAGGAAGCAGAAUCUGGCCUGUCUAAGAUAGCAUUCCUCGUCAGUCCAGUGCCUUUCCGGAGGAAAAAAAGUGCAGCUCCUAAAAAACAAACUGAAAAGAAAAAAUGCAAGUCAUCAGUGUUUGAAGCACUAGAUUCUGCACUUAAAGACAUCUGUGACCAAAUAAAAGCUGAAAAAAGGCGGGGAAGCUUGCCUGACAACAGUAUAUUACACAGACUUAUUACUGAGCUGCUUCCAGACAUUCCAGAAAGGAAUUCAUCUCUUAAAGCUCUGAAAAAGAGUCCCACGCACCAGCCUUUUCAUCCACUGCCUCAAGAUGGUGCUAUCCAUUGUCCACUGUACCAGAAUGAUUGUGGAAGAUUACCUCUUAGUGCCUCUUUUCCAGACAUCGAUGCAACUAACAACAAUGAUAGUGCACUGUGUUUCCAAGUAGACCAGGAGUCUCCUGGAAGCUAUUCUGCUUUCACUGAUGUGGGACGAUGUACUCCAAGGGAGAGAAGAGGAACUGCAGAGAAAGAGAAACUGCCAGCUAGAGCUGUAUAUGACUUUAAAGCUCAAACUUCUAAAGAGCUGUCCUUUAAGAAAGGAGAUACUGUCUAUAUCCUCAGGAAAAUUGAUCAAAACUGGUAUGAGGGUGAGCACCAUGGAAGAGUUGGAAUAUUCCCAAUUUCUUAUGUUGAGAAACUUUCUCCCCCAGAAAAAGCACAGCCUGCCAGGCCACCUCCCCCUGCACAGAUUGGAGAGAUUGGAGAAGCUGUUGCCAAAUAUAAUUUCAGCGCAGACACAAAUGUGGAGCUAUCACUUAGAAAGGGAGACAGAGUAAUUCUUCUUAAGCGGGUUGAUCAAAACUGGUAUGAAGGUAAAAUACCAGGAACCAACAAACAAGGCAUCUUCCCUGUCUCCUAUGUAGAAGUCAUCAAAAAGAAUCCAUCAAAAGGUGUUGAUGACUAUCCUGACCCUCCAAUACCCCAAAGCUAUUCUAGUGACAGAAUACAUCAUUUAAGUUCAACUAAGUUGCCUUCCCAAGCACUGACCCCACUUUCCAGACAACUUCCAUCAUCUUGGUCACACAUUGAUCAAAAGAUUCUCCAGGCUGACUGUAGUGACUUGUUCUCAAGGACUGUUGGGUUUUCACCUUCAGGCAUGUGCAACUUGACUUCUCCAUCAGUUCCAGACAGUUUUCUUUGUGACUUAGAAGAACUCAAUUCUUUGGCAUUAGCAACCUCCCAAGCUGUAGCAAUCUCCCCAAGUAAUAGCAUUCACCACAUUAAGGAUGGUCACUUUAUGCCAAAUACAGAGGUGUUUCUCAGCUCUCCUACAGAUCUUCCUCUGUCCUCUCUUGUAUCUCACUCUGUCUCAUCUUCAGCCAGCUCAUCUCAUGGUGUAGUAUAUAAGCAUGUCAGCAACAAUACCAAGUCAGGAAAAGAUAAAGACUUAGAAAGCAUAAUUGACUCUUUAGUUAUUGAAGUACCUAGAGAUUUGUCAGAUACUACAAGAGAAGGUGAACAUAGCACUAUCUGUAACAUCCCUUUGCCAUAUGAAGAAGGUUCCUUGUCCAGUGUGCUAGCUGCAAGUGCUGAAAAUGAAGAGGAAAUCUGUACUGCAGAGCUGUCACUUAAUAGAGAGGAUCAGUCAGAACCUCAAGAAUCAGAUUCCUCCGGAGAAGCACGAGACACAACAGAAGAACUGACUAGACUGUAUAUAGAGGAGGAUCUGGUACAUGACAAUUUAGAAUUCCCAAUAGCAAGUGGAGAAGAUUCUAUGGAUUGUUAUGAAGGAUAUACUUCACCAACUAUUGAUAAGGCACCUACUUCCCACUCCGUUCCUACAAUAUCCCUGUCUACUGCUUCCCUCUCAGCUCCUCUCCUCUCUAAACCCUUUCAUCAGCAGGAGAAAGACUCACUGCAGCUAAAGGCUAAUUUAAAGAGGGAGCUAUUUGUUAUGGGUAAACCUCCUCGUAGCCCAGUGAUGACUAAGAGAGCCUGCAGCUCACCUGUCAGAGGUCACAACUAUUCACACAGGCCACAGCGCCCUGUGCUUUCUCAUGAAAACAUACACGGUGGGGGGGAACCGUUUCAGGCUCUAUAUAACUAUACUCCUAGGAACGAAGAUGAAUUGGAGCUCAGAGAGGGAGAUGUCAUUGAUGUGAUGGAAAAAUGUGAUGAUGGAUGGUUUGUGGGAACCUCAAGAAGAACCAAAUUCUUUGGUACUUUCCCUGGAAACUAUGUCAAGAGGCUGUGAAAUUUUUUUUUUUCUACUUAUUUAUGCUGCAUCUCUGCAACACAUCUGCAUAAAGCUGCUAGAAAACAUGCUACGCUGGCCUUCUGUUUUCUUGCUUGCAGUGUCAAAUAGAGGCCAUCUAGUUCAUCCUCAUCCCAUCCCACCCGCCAAACCGUUCCAGCAGUAUUACAGCAACGACCACAGUGUGAAUAACUGAGCUUUUCUGAGACAAGAGGAAUCAUUUCAGCAUUUAAAUACUCCCUGCUUUAAAGUCUUUUCAUGCGAAACACAAUAGGAAAAGCCUAAUGACAGGUACACAAAUGAGUUGCCGUGGAGGGUAGGGGGGAAGGGGGGAUAAAUUGAUCUUGGUUUGAACAUUUGUUUGUACUACCAUGAAGUCUGGUGGGAUUUUUUCAGCAUGCAUGUAAUACAGAGGAAAGUUGCUGUUUACUAUUUUUUUUAAAAAUUGAUUUUACACAUUCUUAUUAGCUUGGCAGCAUUUGUUGCUUCCACAUUGCUGUGUCACGGGUUUGCCUAUUGUACUGGUUUACAAUGUAUGACAAACUAUAAUAUAGAUUUUCUUUGCCUGCACUUGUAUGCUGUAACAAAUGCACAGUGAUUGUAAAAUCUCAAGCAAGCAAAGUGAAAAAUGGAAGAACUGCAAGUGUUCUGAAUGGGUGCAAUGGUAUUGGCUAAAUCUUUUUUCUUUUUUUCCCUAAUGAAAAACUGUAGUAUACCUGUAGUGUUUUCUGUUAAAAAGUAAGAAGUGCAAAAGGCACAAAGACUUGGGGAAAGAGAAUUUAAGGAAGAGCAAGACAGUGCUGUAAGCAUAGACAAUAAUAACCUGCUAUUGAUGUCUGAUAUUAAAUGGUUGUAAUCAAAAUCUUGUAAUAGUAAGCAACAUGAAGUGUAAGAGGUUAGUGUUUUUACUUAUCAGGAAAUUAAAGAAGCAGGAACGUAACCAGUGUUAGUGCAAAGGAUUGUUGGAUUUUGGUUUUUUUCUUUCCUAACAUAGCCACCUGAAAAAUAUUCACAAGCAUCAUGUACUGAUUUAUUUCACUAUAUAUGUGUAUGUAUGUUAAUGAAACCCAAGUUACACAUUCUUUUUAGGAAUUUAGACAGCAAAAAAUGUCACAAGUAUUAAAACCAAUAUAUUUUAGAGGUGUUGGGUUUUGGUUUUUUGUCUGAAUGAACAAGUGUUUGAAAACAUACGUUUUCCAUAAGAAAAGGUAAGCAUAAAUAGCAAAUCAAAUUAAGGCACAGGAUGAUAAUCACUAUGGCUUUAUAAAAAUAAAAAUUUGGAUUUGGAUUUUUUGGCACCUUAUAGAUGGCAAAAGCUUCUGCUGCAUUUUUCAUGGGUAAAGGAUCAAAAUUAUCAAAAUGUAUGUAGUCUCUGUAGCAUUUUGUACAUAAUUUUGCGUUUUUGUACAGAGCCAUUUGGUUGUUGAUUUUUUAAAAAUUAAGUUUCUUAUUUGCCCUCUUCACAUACAGAACAUUUCGAUGCAUUUUUCUUUUCUUUCUCUGUUUACCAUAAUCACAUCUGGAUAGUGCAAUUCUGUAAGAUAGCCUUUUAUGCAAAAUUUUAUUAAUUAAAAUAUGGUUUACCAGCCAAAUCUAAAUGUACAUAUGUCUUUAUUACUGAGAAAGGUCAUUAAGGCAAAGGUAAAGAAACAUCUUUGUGCAGCAUACCUUUAUUAUUGCAGAUUUCAUGGCAAAAGCUUUAUAUUCAAAGGCUUUCAAUUUUAAACUAGAUCUGCAUGCAGCUUUGCUGUGAGAUUAAUACUAUCUUUGAUGCCAUUUAUGAUUGAGGACUUAAAUAUCUGUUGCCUGUGAUAUUUAAAAAGUACUGUUUCUACUCUGUAUCUGAUUUUAGAAAAAUGCAGGUUUUUCAUACCUGGCUUUCAGGUAACUGACUUUGAAUUCCUACAAGCAAAAGGUCUCUGUUGGUUUUUUUUCCUUGAAUAGACUUCUAAUAAAUUCUGCUUGGAGUACAAAA
This is a messenger RNA of Taeniopygia guttata (zebra finch), 8365 nucleotides long. It is a transcript of the gene SORBS2, whose product is annotated as sorbin and SH3 domain containing 2. Gene Ontology annotation, cellular component: plasma membrane; synapse; neuronal cell body. Gene Ontology annotation, biological process: Notch signaling pathway. Gene Ontology annotation, molecular function: protein binding. The record is from RefSeq and is a predicted model, not a curated record. Lineage: Eukaryota; Metazoa; Chordata; Aves; Passeriformes; Estrildidae.